AUCAAUCGUGGAAAAUAUCGAUACUGCCACCCCCAGGUCCGGGUGCCAUCGCUAGUUCCUUUUCUUUUCGAAUUUCUCGUGGAAAACGCCAACAUGGGUUUCGCUACUCUCUGGUACUCGCAUCCCCGCAAAUAUGGCCAAGGCUCCCGAUGCUGCCGUGCCUGCUCUAACCGCCACGGUCUGAUCCGCAAGUAUGGCCUUAACAUCUGCCGCCAGUGCUUCAGGGAGUACGCCAACGACAUUGGCUUCAAGAAGCUGGACUAAAUGUGUCCUCUUCGCAUUUUAACGCGGUAAUCGCGUAUAUUAAUGCAUAUUAAUGUAUGGAGUCGUCGGAUGUCGGGGACUCGGUAAAUUAGUAUGCCGGCAGCAACAGCAACAACAAUAAUCAUUUGGGGAUUUAAGCAAGGACAAAGCGCAUCGAAGCAUUGAUUCAAUAUAGCCAGAAUGGCCAACAGCAACACCACAAAAUGCCAACAGUUACCACCUUCCGCGAAGGAUCUUUGUUAAAGCACUAGUUUUGUUUAAAUCUCCGCCUGAUUAAACCCAUAACAAGAAACGUAUUUAAUUGUGUCAUAAUUUGAGCCUGUAUCUAGCGGGCUAUCUUAGUGGGCAUCCUCGCAUUUGUGUUGAUGGCUGCCGGAAAAGUGUACAUUUCCUUGUUUUUGAACUGCAGUGCGAUCAGUCAGCCAGCAACCCAUCCAGUCUGUGUCACCUAAUAACCGCUACCAAAACAAAAGCAAACCGGUUUUCAGAGAUGGAAAUCACCAGGUCAUCUCAUUCCUAAACUUCAUCUCUCUUAGCAUUCAAAACCUCAUUGUUGUGUGUUUCACCAGUUGCAUAAAGGCUUUUGAUGCGGACUUUGAUGUGAUAUGCAAAACUGGCAGGCCACUGAACCCAUUUUUUAUAUGCGUUGAAUUUGUAGAAAAUAUUUGCACUUAAUCAUAUAUAGCUGGCUAAGUUACCACUCAUAUGUGAAUUCAAAAGCAGUUUCGAACAUAGAUAUGUAC
Molecule: messenger RNA, 1007 nt
Organism: Drosophila melanogaster (fruit fly)
Lineage: Eukaryota; Metazoa; Arthropoda; Insecta; Diptera; Drosophilidae
Gene: RpS29
Product: ribosomal protein S29
Exons: 3
Coding region: 94-264 (56 amino acids)
Biological process (GO): translation
Cellular component (GO): ribosome; cytoplasm; rough endoplasmic reticulum
Molecular function (GO): structural constituent of ribosome; zinc ion binding
Source: RefSeq, marked reviewed